AAAAGACCCACCUUCCCACCCAGUCCUGGAAAAGGGAAAGCGUUUUCAUAAUGGGGAUUGGGGAAGAAGCAUUUCAUUUCACUUCAUUCCAUCAAUGAAAAUUGGGUUUUCCCUUUGCUUCUUCUUCACCCAUGUAAUCUGCUUCCUUCAUAACCUCUCCCGAUUCUCUCUAAUAAUUUUCCAUUAUAUACUUUCACAAACCAAUCUCUCCAAGCAAAGAAGCUCUGCUCCCUUCUCCUCCCUGUCCCUCUGCCCCUCAACCCCCAUUAAGAACAAAAAAAGAAUUUGCAAAUUUGUCUCCGUGUAAAAAUGGCGGUGGUUCCAUUUCUGUCCGCCAUGAAUGUUGUUUCCCUUGCACACUACACUUCUCCUUUCCCAUCCCUACUUUCUCUUUAUCCUUAGCCCACUACCCAUUUUCUCCCCCUCUAAAAAUUUUCAGUCUUUUCGCCCACCCAAAUGGCCAAAACCACGCCCAACGAAGAGCAAGACACGGCCAUGCAUCCGCCCAUCGAUUUCGGCAACAAGUUGAAGCGGCUGAGGCUCUACUACGAGCCGUCCGUUGGGGUUUUGGGGGUUUUUAUAGUGACCCUCUGCGUAAUCCUCUGUUUCUUCUACUUGGACUACAGAGAAGUGAUUGGAAAAGUGUACAGAGUUCCUUCGAAAUCGGAGAGGUUUAUGUGGAUACAGUUUGGUAACGGCUCUAUUGACAAUGAAAGAGUCGAUUUUUUGAAGGAGGAAGGGAACCAGUGCGAUGUUUUUGACGGGGAGUGGGUCUGGGACGACGAUUACCCUCUAUAUCAGUCCAAAGAUUGCAGCUUUUUGGAUUCUGGGUUCCGGUGUAGCGAAAAUGGACGGCCGGAUUUGUUCUACACCAAAUGGCGAUGGCAGCCCAAGCAGUGUAACUUGCCCAGGUUUGAUGGGAAGUUGAUGUUGGAGAGGCUAAGGAACAAGAGGCUGGUGUUUGCUGGGGAUUCGAUAGGGAGGAACCAAUGGGAGUCGAUGCUCUGCUUGUUGUCGUCGGUGGUCGCCGACAAGGGUUCGGUCUACGAGGUGAACGGGAGUCCGAUCACGAAGCACAAGGGGUUUCUGGUGUUCAAGUUCAAGGAUUACAAUUGCAGUGUGGAGUAUUACAGGUCGCCGUUCCUUGUUCAGCAAGGCAGGCCGCCGUCGGGGGCGCCGUCCAAGGUCCGGCUGACGCUUCGAUUGGAUCAAAUGGAUUGGAACGCUGCCAAGUGGAGGAAUGCUGAUGUCCUGGUUCUGAAUUCGGGGCAUUGGUGGAAUUAUGAGAAGACGAUGAGAGGGGGAACUUAUUUCCAAGUAGGGCAAGAAGUGAAAACGGAGAUGAGAGUUGAGGCAGCCUACAGAAGGUCAAUGGAGACUGUGAUGCAAUGGAUAGUGAAUGAAGUCAAUGCAAGCAAGACACAAGUCUUCUUCCGGACAUUUGCUCCCGUCCAUUUCAGGGGAGGAAAGUGGAACACAGGCGGGACUUGCCACCAGGAGUCUUUGCCCGAGCUAGGGGCAUCUCUUGUGCCAUCAGAGACAUGGAAACAGUUCGAGGCAGCAACCGAUGUUCUGUCUAAUCGAACAAGCCAAGAUCGAAGUUUCGAGCUUCUGAACAUUACUGGGAUGUCUGCAAGAAGGAAAGACGGGCAUUCGUCUCUGUACUAUCUAAGAUCCCAGCCAGCGCCGUUGCGGAAGCAGGACUGCAGCCAUUGGUGCUUGCCUGGAGUCCCUGACUCUUGGAAUGAACUUCUCUAUGCUUUGUUCCUUAAACGUGAAGUUAGAACAAGCCCUCCUGCGCUUAACUCGACAUCGUUGUCGUCGGAUGAAGCACUGAUCUCGUGACGAUGGUAGGGAGAAAUUUGGUUGAAGGAAAGAGGACACACACAAGUCAAUUUUGCAGUUGAAUAGCAGAUUUGUAGAGAUGGGUUCUGCUGAUUAUUCAAAUUUGGGUGACAUAUAAUGAUUAUUGAAUUACAGAUGAAUAGAUAGGUUGGGGACGUAGCAAAUGUUGUCCGGACGAAUUAAGAGUGGGGAAAUGGAAGAUUUGUAAUUAGCAUUUCGUUCAAUUUUUUUACUCAUGUUACUUCAUUGGGAUAUUGGGAUAUUGUGAAUGCCAAAGCCUAAUGGGUACCAGUAGGGGUGCGAAUC
This is a messenger RNA of Linum tenue, 2151 nucleotides long. The record is from the annotation of a GenBank genome assembly. NCBI's taxonomy places the organism in Eukaryota, Viridiplantae, Streptophyta, Magnoliopsida, Malpighiales, Linaceae.